UCAACGCUGAUGGUGGAAUAUUUCAUCUCUCUCUCCUUCUUAAAAGUCAAUGGUGAAUCCAGAGACAAUUUUGUAUAUCUGAUCUUCAACUUUUCUCGCUACUCUAGUCUCUCAUGGCUUCUUCUUCUUGUUGUUCUUCGCCUCGCACAUGGAGAUACCAGGUGUUUGCGAGCUUUCACGGAGCAGAUGUACGUAAAACAUUUCUGAGUCAUUUACGCAAACAAUUUAACUACAAUGGGAUUACCAUGUUCGACGAUCAAGGGAUUGAGAGAAGCCAAAUAAUUUCACCUGCACUCACACGAGCGAUUAGGGAAUCAAAGAUCUCGCUACUCUUACUAUCGAAGAACUACGCUUCAUCGAGCUGGUGUUUGGAUGAGCUGUUGGAGAUUUUGAAGUGCAGGGAAGAUAAUGGACAAAUAGUGAUGACUGUCUUCUACGGAGUUGAUCCAUCUGAUGUGCGGAAACAGACCGGAGAAUUUGGGAGCUCUUUCAAUGAAACUUGUGCUCGUAAAACAGAGAAGGAGAGGCGAAAAUGGAGCCAAGCUUUGAACUACGUAGGCAACAUAGCCGGAGAACACUCCCUAAACUGGGACAAUGAAUCGAAUAUGAUUGAGAAAAUUGCUAGAGAUGUUUCAAACAAACUAAACGCUACACCUGCUAGGGAUUUUGAAGACAUGGUGGGACUUGAAGCACACUUGAACAAAUUGCAGGCUUUGUUACAUUUAGAUAAUGAGGAUGGAGCUAUGAUAGUUGGAAUCUGUGGCCCUGCAGGCAUUGGUAAGACUACCAUUGCUAGAGCUUUACAUAGCCGACUCUCUAACCGUUUUCAGCUUACUUGUUUUAUGGAGAAUAUUAGGGGAAGCUGUAAUAGCGGUCUUGACGAGUAUGGAUUGAAGCUUUGUCUACAAGAACAACUUCUUUCUAAGAUUUUAAAGCAAAUUGGUAUGAGGAUAUACCAUUUAGGUACAAUACAGGAAAGGCUAUGCGAUCAAAAAGUACUUGUCAUUCUUGAUGAUGUGGAUAAUCGAAAGCAACUUGAGGCUUUGGCUGAUGAAAAGAACUGGUUUGGCCAUGGAAGCAGGAUUAUCGUGACCACUGAAAAUGAAGAGAUUUUAGAGAAACAUGGCAUCAAUAUUACAUACCAUGUCUAUUUUCCAACUAGAGAAGAAGCUCAUAAGAUCUUUUGUAGAUAUGCCUUUAGACAAAGCUCUGCACCAGAUGGUUUUGAAAAGCUGGUUGAAAGAGUGACAAAUCUUUGUAGCAACCUUCCAUUGGGACUCCGUGUCAUGGGCUCAUCUUUAUGCGGAAAGAAGGAAAAUGAGUGGGAAGUUAUACUACGUAGGCUAGAAAAUAGCCUUGAUCGAGAUAUCGAGGGAGUUCUUAGAGUUGGAUACGACACUUUACAUAUCAACGAUCAAUUUUUAUUUCUCCUCAUUGCAUUCUUCUUCAACUACCAAGAAAAUGAUUAUGUGGAAGCAAUGCUCGGUGACUGUAACUUGGAUGUCAUACUCGGGUUGAAAACCCUCGCAUAUAAAUCUCUCAUACAAAUAUCAACUAAAGGAAGUGUAGUGAUGCACAAGUUACUACAACAAGUGGGUAGAGAAGCGGUUCAAAGACAAGAGCCUGGGAAACGCCGAAUCUUAAUUCAUGCUGAUGAGAUUCAUGAUGUUCUCGAAAAUGAUACCGGUAGUAGAAGUGUGAUGGGUAUAUCUUUUGAUAUAUCUACAAUCUCAUACGAUAUGAAUAUAAGCGCAAAAGCUUUUAAAAGUAUGCGUUAUCUUCAAUUUCUCAACGUCUACAUGACAAAUUUUGAUAGCAGUGAUAGAGUGCACCUACCUGAGGACAUGGAUCUUCCACCUCGUCUAAGGUUAUUACACUGGGACGUAUACCCUAGAAAGUGUCUUCCUCGUACAUUUUGUUCGGAAUAUCUUGUGAAACUCAACUUGCGGUAUAACCAACUUGAGAAGUUGUGGGAAGGAAACCAGCCCCUUCCAAAUCUCAAGAAGAUGGAUUUGUUAGGAUCCUUGAACCUCAAGAAACUCCCGGAUCUUUCAAAUGCUACUAAUCUGGAGAGCUUGAUUCUGACUGGUUGCAAGAGUUUGGUGGAGAUUUCUUCCUCUAUUGGAAAUCUUCAUAAACUAGAGUUGUUAGACAUGGGAUUCUGUACAAAGCUACACGUUGUUCCGAUACACUUCGAUUUGGCAUCUCUUGAAUCGGUCUACAUGGUGGGGUGCUCACAGUUGAGAAAGUUUCCAAAUAUUUCCAAGAACAUCACAUCACUCCAUAUCGCAGACACGAUGUUGGAAGAAUUGCCUGAAUCAGUUUGGCUUUGGUCUCGCCUUCAGAGGCUCGGUAUAUUUGGUAGUGUCACUACAUUUCGAUUUGCAGGUAAACAUUUUCUAGAACGAAGUGGCGCAGAUAUUGAGAAAAUUCCAGAUUGGAUCAAAGAUCUUCAUGGAUUAAAAGAGCUUUACGUAGGUGGCUGUCCAAAACUUGCAUCACUGCCAGAGCUUCCUGGCUCGCUCAGAACACUAAUAGCAGAAACUUGUGAAUCACUAGAGACCAUAUCUUUCCCUAUUGACUCUCUAAUAGAGUUGGCCUAUCUUCCUAAUAGCUUCCAAUUGGGCCAAGAAGCACAAAGAGCAAUUAUCAAGCAAUCAGGUAGUGCAAAGGCAUGUCUACCCGGAAGGAACAUACCUGCCGAGUUCAAUCACCCAGCAAUAAGAAAUUCCUUGACCAUCCGUUCAAAUUUCUACGGAUUUAGGAUUUGUGUUGUGGUUUCCCCCAAACAGCAAAUGGAAGAAGCUCACUCUGCAUUAUUGUGUCGCAUACACUUAAAUGGUUCCCUUGUUGACAAAAACAUAGUACAUGAUCUCCCAUAUCUGCAAACAGAACAUCUAUUUAUCUUUCAGUCUGAAUUGUUUGACAAAGAUGGAUGGCUUGAACAGGACAACGAGAUAUUGUUCGAAUUCAGCACCACACCCCAAGACAUCAACAUUAUUGAAUGUGGUGUCCAGAUCUUGACUUACAAACCAACCGAAGCAGAAGCAGCUAGGUAAAGCUAUGAAUC
Molecule: messenger RNA, 3070 nt
Organism: Camelina sativa (false flax)
Lineage: Eukaryota; Viridiplantae; Streptophyta; Magnoliopsida; Brassicales; Brassicaceae
Product: disease resistance protein RML1A
Biological process (GO): signal transduction; defense response
Molecular function (GO): ADP binding
Source: RefSeq, a predicted model, not a curated record